GUUGCAUGCUUCCCUUUUAGGCUGGUUCUGUCUCUGGAGGAAAAGAACCUGUGCCUCAGAACACUGGAAGAAAAGAACCAGGCACUGAACAAUCAGGUGUCUCAGUUUCGUUCUGCUCUUCACGAGGCCGAGCAGCUCUGUUCAAACCGCACAGGACAACUGCUGGCGCUCAACAUCCAGAUGUGGACCCUGCAGGAUGCCAUGCUGGAGAUGGAGGCUACCCAGGCAACUCGAGAGAAGCAGCUGCUGCAGGAGCUGGAGGAGUCCCGAGCAGGAGAACGGAGCUUGAGGGACUCUGUGCAGGUGCUGGAGGCUGAGGUGUCUGAGCUGCGUAGGAAGCUCCAGAGCUCUGAUGACAAAGCACUUUCAUUGGCCAUAAAGUUUAACACCUCAGAGCUGGAGCUGAGGAAGACACAGGCUCAGUGGGACAAUCUCAGAGCCUGCAACCAGGAGCUGCAGCAGGAGUUGGAGGAAAGUGAGCAAGCGAUGUGGAGGGCAGAACACCAGAAGACCUGUCAAGAAACUGCCCUGGAGAAAGAGGCCAUUGCCCUGAAGGAAGAGGCUGUGACUCUUCAUCAGGAGGUGGCAUCUCUGCAGAGGAAACUGGAGAGCCUGGAGAAGGAAAGGAAGGAUGUGCUGCGUGAACGGGAACUGUAUGAGGAGCAGAUGAGAGAUCUGAAAAAGAAGAAUGAAAUGAAAACACCUGAAAUUCCAAGAAAGGAAACAAUGCAACAAUUGGACACUGAAAAUGAAGGAAAACAGGAAGAGUUGGAGCAUAUGGCUGCUGCUUUGAAAGAAGGCAGUGGGAACACUCAAAUCCUGUGUGCUCCACUGGCCAAGGGUAAAAUUGCCAAAGAGGCUCUGAAGAAACGCUUGGCCUUCCUGAAGGGAAAGAGUCAUCCCCAGCAGGCUGUUGGAGCAGAAGGGAAGCGGCUGUCAGAGCGCUCCAGGAAGGGUGUGGAAUGUGUGCGGGACCAGGUUGCAGCAGCAGCAAAAGACAAGCCAGAGAAGCGUGAGCUCAGGAGAACUUUUGAGGUUUCCCAGGAGCAAGAGUCGUCGAGCAGGGCUCUGGAGCAGCUGCACCAGGAACUGGCCCAGGUGCGCAGAGAGAAGGAGCUGCUGGGCCGGGAGAAGGCUGCCCUUGAAGGCCGACUGGCAGCCAUGGAGUGUCGCCAACAAGACCUUUCCAAGCAGCUGGCAGAGACCAGGUCAGCGAAGGAGAGCCUGGAAUCCAGCCUGUUUGCUGCUCAGCAGCAGAUAUCUCAGCUGGAGAUCACCAGCAACCAUCUGGAGGCUCAAGUGCUCACAGUCACACAGGCCAAGGAGGCGCUCCAAGGAGAAGUGCAGUGCCUCCAACGUGAGCUGGAAGCAGAGAGAGCUCUCAGGAAGCAGGAGCAGGAAGACACAGCGCAACAGCUCUUGCAGGCAGAGCAGCAGCGUCAGGAAAGCCUCAGGCUUCAGGGAACUGCUCAGCAGGUGGAAAUAAACAAGCUCCUGCAAGACCUGGCAAGUGAGCGGGAAAGGCACCAUGCAGAGAUGCAGGAGACGCUGCAGCAAUGGGGAAAAGAGAAGGCAGAGAGAGAGCAGGAGCACGAGAAGGUGCUGUUUGAGAUGAGGCAGAAAGUUGCCACCCUGCAGGCUCAAAGAGAAGAGGAACGAACUAGAUUUGAAAAUGCCAAGCGAGAGGUCCUGCUGGAAAAGCAGAAGGAGAAGAAUUCUUUAUCAGAGACACUGCUCCAAACUCGGGGACAGCUAAGCCGAGCCUGCCAGCAGGUGCAGCAGCUCAGGCAGGAGGUGAAAAAGCAGCAAGAGAAGGGGCAGACCAUCGAGGCAAAGCUGCAAGCUGAGCUGCAGGAAGCUCGGAGGGAAAUCCAGGCAGCGCAGAAGAGGCACGAGGAAGAACUACGAGGCAUCAAAGAGGAAAUGAAUCUCCUCCUUGUGGAGAGGGAGGCUCUACAAAAGCAGGUGGGAGAGUUGACAUCUCAGCUGGCAGCCUCCAGAGAGUCCCAAGCAACGAUUGUUCAGAGAGCCCAGCAAGAUGUGAGCUGGGCCCAGGAGCAGUCAAGGCAGAAGCUGUUGGAGGUUGAGCACCUCCAGAAGAUGCUGGAGGAGGCAGAACAUCAGAACAAGGAGCUGCAAGUGCACCUGAAGAACUUGGAGCUGGAAGGGAGUCAAUGGGAAGAAGUGGCACGCCAAAAUUCAGGAUUUCGGGCUUCCUUGGACGCCCUGGAGAAGGAAAAAGCCAGGUAA
Messenger RNA from Corvus hawaiiensis (hawaiian crow), 2250 nucleotides. Its product is annotated as centrosome-associated protein CEP250-like. The coding region runs from base 181 to 2250 and encodes 689 amino acids. The record is from RefSeq and is a predicted model, not a curated record. The transcript has 12 exons. Gene Ontology annotation, biological process: cilium assembly. NCBI's taxonomy places the organism in Eukaryota, Metazoa, Chordata, Aves, Passeriformes, Corvidae.